AUGCUUGAGUCCGAUGGGCCAAGCUGUCAUGUAGCCGCUCACAUGCUUUCUGACCACGAAGGGCGAACUCGUUCUGAGGGUCAGCAAGAAGAAACUCACUAUCCCUCAAAAUUCCAAAAGACUGGAAAUAUCAGCCAUAAUACCCAAAGCACUAUUGACAAGUCCCGAAUCCGAAUCUCGUUCGAUGGCGGACUGCCCGAGUAUGAUUCUUCGCCAAGGUCCCCAGUCAUGACGGAACAUGACCAUGGACUUGGCGUUUCCGGUCUGCGACGGAUCCGACAGCAGCCGCCCAUUCGCGCUCAGAGUCACUCGCGAAAAGAAACCACGACGCAAAAGUCUUCUCUUACGCUCGAGUUACCCAGUUGUCAAUCGGCCUACGCAAAUAACCCACCAUCUGGAGCUUCCUCACCCACUCUCAACUUUACUGAAGACUUGUAUCGUUUUCCUUCCGAAUCAUUACACUCUUUUUCCUUCGCUCGUCAGUCCGAAGAACUCGCCCAAACUCGUCAAAAUGUCUUGAAGAGAUCCCUAGAAUUCCUGUCACAGAAGCUGGGAUGGAGAAGUACCAAUAUUGGCAUCGCAAAUGCACUGUCUCACGCCGGGGCGGAUAAACAGAUCCACGGAAUGGCUGAAUUAUUGUCUAGGGCGCAGCUACUUGGCGUAAAUUCUAUAUCACGUUCAGGCCAGCCUUAUUUGAUAGGUCCUCUGACCGGCCCACCAGCUGCUCCUGAACAGACGAACAAUGUAUUCGAUGAAAGCUUUGUAGGCGAAUUAGGCUGUGCGCCACUUUGUUCGGAGAGUCCUAUAGAUAAAUCACGAGUUGAAGCUUCGGAAACUGAUCUAACAGCAAAGACUACAGGUAAAAUACCUCUGGAAGAAGAAUUGGUCGUGACUUCCCCUCAUGAUUCGGGCUCAUCUUCGCGAACACCGACCAAUGAUAGUCUCGCUACCUCUCACGCUCCCCCACCCGCAACAAGAAGGCCUAGCUUUCGGAGAACUUGUACUGAUACAUCUCGGUUAUCACUCCAGAACAAACUAUUAGAUGCGCUAGCUCAGCCUUACAUUGCAAACGAUAGACUGUCAGAACAGAUUCUUCCCACAAUCCCACCUGUAUUUCAAGGUGCAGCUGGCCUUGCAGUAUUCGGUUCUGCUGUUCAUGGUCAUUCAAGCAGGUGUGCUCCUGCUACCCAAGCAAUCUUCACUACUGAAAGUGAUCCACCGUUCACGAUUCUCGCUGCGAACGACUUAGCUUGCUUGGUCUUUGGGGUGACAAAAGCUGAAGUCCGAAAAAUGGGAAUUCUCGAGGUCGUUCAGAAAGAAAAGAGAGCAUGGCUUACCCAGAAGCUGGCUUCCUGGGAACAAGAACCAGUGUCAGAUGAUCAUAAACAUCCAAAGGCAACAAAAUCUGAACGUCAGGACCGAGAAAAUCCUUCUUUAGGGUUUCUAUCAGGAAGAUCUGGCGUCACAGCUAAGCUGCUUAGCAAGCCAAACUCUCGUCAACGUCGAAGUCAAAACUGCCCAAGCUCAUCUGCCAGUCCAACAGCUAGUAGUUUUGAUGACAAAACCAAGACGUUGGGGAAUAACUUACCCUCCAAUUCUAGCAGCAAGUCAAGAGGAGUUUUAUUAUGUGGUGAUGUAAUCCCGAUUCUAAAACGUAACGGAGCUACCGGAUCUGCCAGUUUAUGGGUAAAGGAGAAGCGAGGAGGUCUAAUCUGGGUGCUCGAAGAGAUCCAUAAAGAUGUUGCCUUAAUUCGAUUAGAUACCCAGGCAAAAGUAUCAUCAAUUGAAGGAGCCUAUGAUUCAAUUUGGGGUGAAAAUGCUGCCCAGGUGGGCAUAGAUGUAGGAAGACUUUUACCUUGCAUACCAAGGAAAGUACCUCACGGAAGAGGGCCAAUUGAUGGCGAGGAGGUUACGAGACAAAAGUACUUUACCGCUCUUAACUCUAACCAAAUGCACAUUCCCUGCGUCGUUGAGUCAAUCCACGGCUCUACAAAUCUGAGGAUAUCUAGCUUCCCACACAUUGCCGGGAUCUUAGUCUUGUCCGCUCAAACCUUGAAGAUUACUAGUUCAAAUUCUGUGUUUUCUGCUGCAUUAUUUGGAAGAGAAAAUCCCGACGGAAGACAUAUCACAGAUAUCAUCCCCGACUUUGAAAGGUUAAUGAAAAUUCUGGUAGAUGAAGAUAGGAUUCAUUUCGCAGACGGUAUCGUCAUUCCAGAAUACAGUUUUCGCCGUGCUCAAGCAUUCUUGGCGUUUCGUAAUAACUUGCCUGGCGCAGCAAAAUAUUUCUCUAAGCCUGAAGGGCUACUCGCUAAGCAUAGAGAUGGUUCAGAUAUUAUAAUCGAUGUACAGCUUCGCGUAGUAAAAUCUGAUCGCAAGGUUUCUGCACCUGUCAAUGAACUUGCGAACAUCGAACGUGAUGAGAGAGUAAUGAAGCCUAUCGUAUCAACUAAAUUAGUUUAUGCCUUAUGGAUCACCUACUCUCGUCAUAUAUAUGUUCCUGGCUCGGGAAUUAAUUUUAAGUCUCCCUCAAUACCAGAUACCAAGACUUCACACCGCAAGCAGCCUUCUCCUGGUCAAACCGAAGUAAUUAAUCCAAUAGAGAUGGAGCAUGAGGGAGAAAUUGGAAAGGAGCAGCAUAUUGCUUCCAAGUACACCCUUCACUCGCAGAUGACAAUGAGUAAAGCUAUCACUAAAAUUUCAAAAUGCGAUGCCGUAGUAUCCCAGGCGGGGAAGGCGGAAACUGUUACAACCGCAGGUCUUGGACAGGUUCAUAAGAAGUCCAUCAAUGACUUUAUUAUACUGGAAGAAAUGGGCCAGGGCGCCUAUGGCCAGGUUAAGCUGGCGCGUUAUAAGAAAAUUGGAAACCGAAAAACUGUCUUAAAGUACGUGACGAAGCGACGAAUUCUCAUUGAUACAUGGACUCGCGAUCGGCGGCUUGGAACAGUACCGCUCGAAAUUCACGUUUUGGAUUACCUUCGACGGGAUGGUCUCCAGCAUCCUAACAUUAUCGAGAUGAUCGAUUUCUUUGAAGACGAUGUCAACUAUUAUAUCGAGACAGUUCCACAUGGUCUACCUGGAAUGGAUCUCUUUGACUAUAUUGAGCUCCGGGCUAAUAUGGGUGAGACCGAAUGCAAAAGUAUAUUUGUGCAGGUUGCACAGGCUAUAUUUCAUCUUCACACAAAAGCUCAUAUCGUUCAUCGAGAUAUCAAAGACGAGAACGUAGUUUUAGACGGAGAGGGAAAUAUCAAGCUCAUCGAUUUUGGUAGUGCUGCGUACAUCAAGAAUGGACCUUUUGAUGUAUUCGUUGGGACGAUCGACUAUGCGGCCCCCGAAGUUCUUGCUGGAAAGCCAUAUUGCGGCAAAGAGCAAGAUGUUUGGGCUCUUGGCAUCCUUCUUUACACAAUUGUUUACAAAGAAAAUCCUUUUUACAGUAUAGAUGAAAUUAUGGAUCACGACCUACGAGUUCCGUAUGUCAUGAACGAAAAUAAUCUUGAUCUAAUUCGGGCCAUGCUCAAUCGAAAUGUUGAAUCUCGAGCUACUAUAGAAGAGGUCUUGGAUCAUCCGUGGUGCAAGGUGUGCGAUGAAUCUAGAUUUAACGUAUGA
Blumeria graminis f. sp. triticale is the source of this 3603-nucleotide messenger RNA. The record is from the annotation of a GenBank genome assembly. NCBI's taxonomy places the organism in Eukaryota, Fungi, Ascomycota, Leotiomycetes, Helotiales, Erysiphaceae.